AUGUCUGAGCCUGAAAAGGCAGUGUCGAAUGCAGCUCUUGCUGACGAGGUCGAGGCUCUGAACUCGAUCUACGGUCCCAACACGCUCGUCGUCCGUGGCGACUCCUCCUCCUCCGCCUCUACCACCUCGACACUCGACACCACCACCGCGGUCCUCCAACUCCCGGAUCUACCAUUCUCGUUCCUCGUUUCAUUCCCGACCGACUACCCCGCCAAUGCGCCUCCCACGAUCGUGGGCACGCAGUCAACCGGCGGCAGCGGACGAGGCGAGGGGGAAGCGGCGGUGACGAUUCUCCGCGACGUUCUCGGAAGAGUGUGGGUGCCGGACCAAGUGUGCCUGUUUGAUCUUCUGGAAGAAGCCGGGCCGCUGCUCCAACAAGAACAACACCACAACCACAAUAAUCAUCAUCAUCAUCAUCAUCAUGGCGCGGCUGAAGAUCACACCGCAGAUGUUGCGAAAAGGUCUGCUGCUGCCUCUGCCUCUGCCGCUCCUCCUCCUCCUCCGCCCACGGCCGUGUCCGCGACGGCCGCUGGACGUGAUCAUUACCACUCUUACGAACGUGACGACCUGACUCGAGACACAGCAGCAGCAGCAGCAGCCUCGUCGGGCGUGCCCGCGCCCGCGUGGGUCGUGUCGGAGCCGUUGACCGUCAACAGGUCGACGUUCGUGGCGCGGGCGUGCCGCGCGACCGCGCUCUCGGCCGCCACGGACUCGAUCUCGCACCUGCUCGCGACGAACAAGAAGGUCGCGGGCGCCACGCACAACAUCACGGCGUGGAGGAUCCGGGGCGCCAGGAACGCCCAGACCGGCGCCGCCACCGCGGUCCAGGACUGCGACGACGACGGCGAGACCGCCGCGGGCGGCCGGCUGCUCCACCUCAUGCAGCUGAUGGACGUGUGGGACGUCGUGGUCGUCGUGACGCGGUGGUACGGCGGCGUCAAACUCGGCCCCGACAGGUUCCGCCUGAUCAACUCGGUCGCCCGCGAGGUGCUCGUCAAGGGAGGCUUCGACGCCAAAGGCGAGACGGAGUCCGACAGGCACCCCGGUAAGGCAGGCAAGGGGAAAGGCAAGAAGUAG
Molecule: messenger RNA, 1077 nt
Organism: Exophiala spinifera
Lineage: Eukaryota; Fungi; Ascomycota; Eurotiomycetes; Chaetothyriales; Herpotrichiellaceae
Exons: 1
Coding region: 1-1077 (358 amino acids)
Biological process (GO): regulation of translational initiation
Cellular component (GO): cytoplasm
Molecular function (GO): protein binding
Source: RefSeq, a predicted model, not a curated record